UUGGACAAAAAAUUUGGAAACCAGUUGAGAAGUUGACUGCCAAAACGCUCUUGAAAACAUUCUUUUUGCUGUUUGUUGGUUUGAUUGUCACGCUUAGUACUUCGCCAUUGAUCUACAGAUGUUUAGUGAUAAUGGACAGUAGCGACAACAAUUGUGCAGUUUACGACAGAGUGUCGAAAUUAAAGGUGUCAUCACUAGGAACAUGUGACCAUGACGAUGUCAAGGAAUGGGCCUUCCGACUGCUACUGACAACAUCUUUAUUUCUUGCUUUCGUCACGGUUUUUCUUAUCAUCAUGCGAGGAUUCAUGCUCUUUUCCACUCUAAGCUCAUCAUCAUAUCCAACAACAAUUUUAUUUAUCUGUGUGUUUGUUGCCAUGGCGUCAUUGACCAUUUCGACUUCUUUUUAUUACAACAACCUUUAUGAAACAAGAAACAAAGCAGUGAACUUCAACACUUUGAAGAUAGCCAUGAAAUCAUCUCUUGACACGAAUUUCGUCAGUGAUGACAUCAGCAGUGCAAAUGUGACGUCAAACGAAUGGAACAUGUUCUUUAUCGACUUUGAUUGUUGUGCUGUGGAUGCAGUUACUGGACCUAUAAAUGAUUUUGAUACCACUCCUUGGUGCACCACAAGUGGUUCAUGUCAACAGACAGAUUCUCAUAUCCCUAAAGCAUGUUGUAUUGGUGUAACUAAGGACGACUACCAAUCAGCACCGAUGCCUUGUCAUAGCAGCGUCACCGAUAACUUUAAUAGAAAGGGUUGUCUGGAAGCUAUACAGGAGAAAAUGACGGAGAAUAGAAAUAAACGAGACGUAGAUAUAGACCAUGUUCUAAGUGAAGGAAUCCGUGUUGUACUGAUGAUGGCUGUGUGUGCAAUUGUUUCUGUUUUUGAAAUUUUUGCCAAUUAUUGUAGUCAUCGAGUAUUAGAAAAACCUAAAAUUAACCCUCUUUCCUGAGAAAGUGAAAGUUUUCAUACCACAUCCCAGCUGAAAUCCUUAUAAAUUUUUCAUAUGCUUCUCUUCCUGUUAUCUUAUCUUUGAGCAAUAUGUAUAUUUU
Saccostrea cuccullata (small rock oyster) is the source of this 1053-nucleotide messenger RNA. RefSeq lists its product as uncharacterized. The record is from RefSeq and is a predicted model, not a curated record. The transcript has 8 exons. The coding region runs from base 132 to 953 and encodes 273 amino acids. NCBI's taxonomy places the organism in Eukaryota, Metazoa, Mollusca, Bivalvia, Ostreida, Ostreidae.